AUGGGAUUUGGCGCCUUGCUGGAUCUCAAAAUAAAAAAUAUUCCAAUAGCCUUGUGUAAUUUUCUGGCAAGCAAUUUCCAGACCGGUGCAAGACAAGUCCCAUUGAAUGGGAACAAUGUACUGGAUAUCAAAUGGGAAGAUGUUGUUGCUGUACUUGAUCUUCCUCGUGGACCCAAACCAGUGGAAGAAUUCAAACAGAAUGAUCCCGCUAUAACGGACCACGCUGAGAUGGUGGAUGCGUUCAAGAAAAGAAUGGGAUACAGUAAUAAAUUCCUGCCAACGAGAUCCACCGCGGCACAAUUAAUUACUGGUCGAAAAGAUUUUGGUGAUGACUUCAAACGAGAUUCCCUCGUCUUCGUUGUGAGCACAUUCCUACAUGGAAACACCACUUCCAGGAUCACAAUGAAAAUCCUGAAGUCCCUCGUGAACAUCAAUGAAGUGACACAAUACAAUUGGUGUCAAUAUGUGAUUGAUGCACUGGUGAAAGGAUGCAAAAGUCACCACGAUGGGAAACCAUUCACUUUUUUCCUGGACCUUGCUGCUCUUUAUGAAAAAUUCUAUCAAUUGAUUAUCACGAUGAGCAAAACUGUUUUAGACAUUCGCGAGAAGAAAAUGGAGUUAAAAAUUGAACCGGAUGAACAAGCAAAGCAAACAAUCAAGAUCCUAACAGAUGCAAUGGUGUCGAUGAGUAGAAAGAUGCCUCCGCCUUCAGAACAGCUGCAACGACAAGUAGCUGAGGGAAGGAAGAACCAACAAGAACAACAACAACACCAACAAACUGAUGACAACACUGUACAAGCUCCAAUUAAUCCCGCAAAUUUUCAAGACAUUGAAAUUGACAAAGCACAGGGACUGGAGCAAUUGAGCCAGACAAAUGAUGAGGCUUCUCUUGCGGUGGGGAAAUCUCUACCUACUUCAAAAGAAGUGGUGGUUGAUGAACAACAAACUCAACUCAAGGGGCACAGGGACUGGAUCAAUUAA
This is a messenger RNA of Oldenlandia corymbosa var. corymbosa, 981 nucleotides long. The record is from the annotation of a GenBank genome assembly. Lineage: Eukaryota; Viridiplantae; Streptophyta; Magnoliopsida; Gentianales; Rubiaceae.